GUGCGACCUCGAGCGGGAAUGCGCUGCUCAGACCCCCGGCACUUUGGAGGGUGGCUGGGGUCUUGCGAGCCGCAUGGUGGGGCCUGUGCCGUGAAACGACUGAAUGGAUGAGAAGGACCCAGGGAAACAGACAGGGAGAGUUUGACGGCCAGGUUGUGCGAAGUGGAACGGGGAACGCAGAUAAGCGGGGGGAGGUUUUGAGGGGCUGCAGCCCAGGACCCUCCGCGCCGCCAGACUCCGCACCCUCCAGUCUCCGACUGGCUCCGCGCAGUUUCCUGGAGGGAGUUGGAGGCUGCCUCCCGGACCUCUCGCCCGAUUCCAGAGCCGACCCUGCGGGGAUACCAUGCCGAGACCCCAGAAGAGGCCGGCGGGGGCCGCGGGGCCAGACAAGAAGGGGAAGCGUGUCAGGACGGCGCGGGCUGGGGAGGCAGCAGCGCAGACAAGGAGCUCUGGCCCUGCGGACACAGUGGCGUCCAGCCCCCGGGAGAAGAGCCUAGGCAGCUUCUGGCUGAUGAAGUCGGAGCCCGAGAGCCGGCUGGAGAAAGGCGUAGAUGUGAAGUUCAGCAUCGAGGAUCUCCAAGCAGAGCCUGGGCAGACAGCGUGCUGGGAUGGCGUCCGCAACUACCAGGCCCGGAACUUCCUCAGAGCCAUGAAGCUGGGGGAAAAGGCCUUCUUCUACCACAGCAACUGCAAAGAACCAGGAAUCGCGGGCUUGAUGAAGAUUGUGAAGGAGGCUUAUCCAGACCACACCCAGUUUGAGAAAAGCAGCCCCCACUACGAUCCCUCCAGCAGAGAUGAUGACCCCAAAUGGUCCAUGGUAGAUGUACAGUUUGUUCGGCUGAUGAGACGUUUCAUUCCCCUGGCUGAGCUCAAGAUCCAUCACCAGGCCCACAAAGCCAACGGGGGGCCCUUAAGUAACAUGGCCCUCUUCACCCGCCAGAGACUCUCCGUUCAGCCCCUGACCCCAGAAGAGUUUGAUUUUAUUUUGAGCCUGGAGGAACAGGAGCCGAGUUAGUGAAGAGACAGCCUGCUUGAAACAGCCUGCCGGACUAGGCCAGACUGCACCCCCCGAGAAUCCUGGCGCCCACUUCCCCCUCCCCC
Molecule: messenger RNA, 1101 nt
Organism: Sorex fumeus (smoky shrew)
Lineage: Eukaryota; Metazoa; Chordata; Mammalia; Eulipotyphla; Soricidae
Gene: THYN1
Product: thymocyte nuclear protein 1
Exons: 7
Coding region: 344-1015 (223 amino acids)
Cellular component (GO): nucleus
Source: RefSeq, a predicted model, not a curated record